Paramecium tetraurelia is the source of this 3045-nucleotide messenger RNA. RefSeq lists its product as uncharacterized. The transcript is spliced from 2 exons. Lineage: Eukaryota; Ciliophora; Oligohymenophorea; Peniculida; Parameciidae. The record is from RefSeq and is a predicted model, not a curated record. Gene Ontology annotation, cellular component: nucleus; chromatin. Gene Ontology annotation, biological process: regulation of transcription by RNA polymerase II; nucleosome organization. Gene Ontology annotation, molecular function: chromatin binding; histone binding; ATP binding.
AUGAGUAAUUCAAGCGGAGAAGAAAAUGAAGUGAUAUAGGUCGAGGUUGAAAGUGAUGAGGAGUAAAAAAUACAAUAAGAGGAGGAAAGAAUAAAGAAAUUGGAAUAAGAUAAGAAAACAUUCAUGAGUUCAAUUAAAUAGACAACCAAGUUGAAUGCAAAUAUCAAAUUUGAUAACAUUGAGUCGAAGAUAAAUACUUUACUUGAAAAUGCAGAGAAGUAUGCCAUGUUCCUAUUGCAUCGUCACAAGCGUACCUAAGAGUCCAAAUAGAAGGCCUUAACAUAACAGAGAGGGAAGCAUAGACAAGUGAUCGAUGAUGCAAGUGAAGAGGAAGAUCUUGAUGAUGCACCAACAGUACUAGAUAAACAACCAACCAUUUUGAGAGGAGGAUAAUUGAAGCAAUAUCAAAUGACAGGUGUUAAUUGGAUGAUUUCAUUAUUUGAAGAAGGAAUCAAUGGUAUUUUGGCGGAUGAAAUGGGUUUGGGCAAAACAAUAUAAACUAUAGGAUUCAUAGCAUUUCUAAAAGAAUAUACAAAGAUCAGUGGACCACAUCUAAUUGUGGCUCCCAAAUCCACUCUAGGCAAUUGGAUGAGAGAAUUCAAGAAAUGGUUGCCCUGUGCAAGAGUAGUCAAGUUAAUUGCUGUCAAAGAAGAAAGAGAGGAUAUAAUCAACAAGUUUUUUCAACCUGGCAAAUUCGAUGUUUGUUUAACAAGUUAUGAAGGAGUCAACAUCUGUUUAAAACAUAUCAGAAGAUUUUCAUACAAAUACAUCAUAAUUGACGAAGCUCAUAAAAUUAAAAAUGAAGAUGCCAUAAUUAGUUAAAAUCUGCGUAAAAUCAGAACCAAUUAUAAAUUGUUAUUGACUGGUACUCCACUAUAGAACACACCCCAUGAAUUAUGGAGUUUGUUAAAUUAUCUCUUGCCAGACUUAUUUGAUUCCUCUGAAGUCUUUGAUAAAUGGUUUGAAGUCAACACUGAAGCCAAAUUGAAGGAAGGAAAUGAAAUUAUCAAGUAAGAGGAAUUGGAUCAAAGAAAUCUUGAGAUGUGUUAAAAAUUUCAAAAAAUCUUAAGACCCUUCAUGUUAAGAAGAACCAAAGCAGAAGUUGAAAGAAUCUUGCCUCCAAAAUAAGAAAUCCACCUUUUCAUCAAAAUGACAAAUCUCUAAAAAUAAAUGUAUUAGAACAUUCUUUUACACAACAAUCCCCAUGAAGGCGAUGACAAAGGCUUUUACAUGAAUAAACUAAUGUAACUACGUAAAAUCUGUCUUCAUCCUUAUUUGUUCCCUGAAGUUGAGGAUAAAUCCUUACCUCCUUUGGGGGAACACUUAGUUGAAGUGGCUGGUAAAAUGAGAGUGCUGGAUAUCUUUUUAAAGAAACUAAGUGAUGGCACACAUCAGGUCUUAAUAUUCUCAUAAUUUACAAUGAUGCUCAAUAUUCUUGAAGAUUAUUGUAAUUACAGGAAAUAUGACUAUUGUAGAAUAGACGGAGAAACAGAGAUCCAAUAAAGAGAUGAUCAAAUUGCUGAAUUCACUAAACCUGACAGUAAAAAGUUCAUUUUCCUUCUUUCUACUAGAGCUGGUGGUCUAGGAAUCAACUUAGCUACUGCAGACACUGUUAUUAUUUAUGAUUCUGAUUUCAAUCCAUAAAUGGACAUGUAAGCUAUGGAUAGAGCACACAGAAUAGGAUAAAAGAAUAGAGUGAUGGUUUAUAGAAUGGCAUGUGAACAUACUAUUGAAGAGAAAAUCAUAGAGAGAUAACAAAUUAAGUUACGUUGGGAUUCCCUGAUGAUCUAACAAGGUCGUUUGUCUUAGAAGCAAAGUGGAAAAUUGCUAUCAAAAGAAGAUCUUAAAGAGUUAACUGCUCAUGGAGCCUCUCAGAUUUUCAAAUUGGAUGGAGAUGAUAUCAAAGAUGAAGACAUUGAUAUCCUUUUAAAAAGAGGUGAACAAUUAACGCAAUAGAUGAAUGAGAGAAUUGAAAAGAAGUUUGAGAGUUUCAAAGAUAAAAUGUAAUCUCUUGAUCUAGGUUUGGGAUAAAUUAAUAUUUUCGAAUAUUUUAAUGAAGAAAAACAGAAUAAAAUGGAUGAGGAUGCUCUUGAAGAUGCCUUAGCUAGUCAUCUCUUUAAUGAAAAUAAAACUAGAAAUAGAGACAAAAGAGCUAUGAUGCUUGGAGCCAAUUCUAAGAAAAUAUAAGGAAAAUAAAUCAAAUUGUAAGAGCAUCAUUUAUAUGAGAAUAAAGAUAGAUUAUAAUCUCUAUUGCAAAAAGAAGAAGAUUUUCUAGCUUAAUAGAAGACUCAAAAGAAAGGGAUGGACAGUGAAGAAAAUGUGGAUUGUGGAGGACUCACAUAGGAAGAGAGACAAGAAUAGAAAUAAUUACUUGAAACUGGAUUUAAGAAUUGGAAUAAACAAGAGUUUUCUGAUUUCAUAACUGCCAAUGAGAAGUAUGGCAAGGAUGCUUAUGAAAAGAUUUAAGAAUUUAUUAAAACAAAAACUGUAGAUGAAGUAAAAACUUAUGCCUAAGCCUUUUGGGAAAGAAUAGAUGGUUUGAGUGAAAAAGAUAAAAUUGUUAAAUAGAUCGAAAGGGGAUAAAAAUUGAUCGAAUAGAAAACUAAUGGUUAAAAAUUAAUUGAAGAAAAGUGCAAGCAUUUUCAUUAACCAAAAUAUGAACUUGUAUUUACUCCACAACUCUAUAAUAAAUUCAAAAGCAAGUACUUUAGUUUAGAAAAUGAUAAAUAUCUUAUAUAUAUGACCAAUGAGGUUGGUUAUGGAAAUUGGACCUUACUCAAACAAUCCAUAAGAAAAGAACCUAUGUUCAGAUUUGAUCAUGCAUUCAAAUGCAAGAGUGAAAACGAACUAAAAAAUAGAGUUAUUUCCUUAGUUAAAGUACUCGAUAAAGAAAAAGAAAAUAAUUCUAUGGGUCGUUCUCCUGUCAAAAACACAUAUGUGGAAAAACCUAAAGUGUAAUAAUAGGACUCAUAAAAAAAGAAAAUGAAAAAUGAAGAAGAUGAAAUUCAAGAUGGUUCAGAGUCUGUGAAAAAAGUUAAAUUGUGA